Molecule: messenger RNA, 2667 nt
Organism: Seriola aureovittata
Lineage: Eukaryota; Metazoa; Chordata; Actinopteri; Carangiformes; Carangidae
Gene: saga
Product: S-antigen; retina and pineal gland (arrestin) a
Exons: 16
Coding region: 183-1385 (400 amino acids)
Biological process (GO): G protein-coupled receptor internalization; signal transduction
Cellular component (GO): photoreceptor outer segment; photoreceptor inner segment
Molecular function (GO): G protein-coupled receptor binding
Source: RefSeq, a predicted model, not a curated record
AAAGUUCACAGCCGGGUCACCUGAUUGGCUGAUGCGGGUGAAGGAGGCUGUGACGGACAGCAGGUGUUGACAUAUAGAGCUUCUCUGACCGGCGUCUGUCUCCUCCUCUCAUUCAACAACAACACACCCUUCAUUUCUGCAACACAGGCGCUGCUGACUCGCUGCCCUCCAUCCUCACCAACAUGAGUCCAAAGAAUGUCGUUUUCAAGAAGAUCUGCAAAGACAAGUCGGUUGGAGUCUACAUGGGGAAAAGAGACUUUGUCGACCGUGUCGACUCUGUGGAUCCAGUGGAUGGCGUCAUCCUCAUUGAUCCUGAGGCUCUGCAGGGGAGGAAAGUGUUCGUCACCCUGUCUUGCACCUUUCGCUACGGCAGAGAUGACAUGGACGUGAUGGGAAUCGCCUUCCGCAGGGAGCUGUACCUGUCAACCCGCCAGGUGUACCCGCCUCUGCAGGACCGUGAGAAAGGAAUCCACACCAAGACACAGGCCCGGCUGCUGCGCAAGCUGGGAGACAACGCCCACCCGUUCUUCUUUGAGUUUCCUGACAACCUGCCUUGCUCAGUGGCUCUCCAGCCAGCGCCCCAUGACGUCGGCAAGCAAUGUGCCGUGGAGUUUGAGAUCAAAGCGUUCAGCGCUGAGAGCCAGGACGCUAAAGUACGGAAACGGAGCUCAGUGAAGCUGAUGCUCAGGAAGGUCCAGUACGCCCCAGAGGGCGAGGGAGAGGGAGUGGCGCCCUCCAUUGAAACCACCAGGGACUUUGUCAUGUCAGACAAACCACUGCAUGUCAAGGCCAGUCUGGACAAAGAGCUUUACUACCAUGGCGAAGUCAUCAAGGUGCACGUCAACGUCACGAACAGCUCCAGCAAAAACAUCAAGAACAUCAUCGUCUCUGUGGAUCAGGUCUCCACAGUGGUCUUGUACUCCAAUGACAUCUACGUCAAAUCUGUGGCCAUCGAGGAGUAUGGGGAUUCAGUGUCUGCGGGAGGGACGCUGGAGAAAGUCUACAAGCUGCUGCCUCUGCUGGCCAACAACAGGGAGAGGAGGGGCAUCGCUCUGGACGGCAAACUGAAGCACGAAGACACCAACCUGGCGUCAUCGAGCAUCAUCAAGGAGGGUGUGUUGAAGGAGGUCAUGGGCAUGAUGGUUUCAUACAGAGUCAUGGUGAAGCUCAUCGUUGGAGGGAUGAUGGGAUCAAGUGAGGUCGGCCUGGAAGUUCCCUUUAAACUGAUGCAUCCUAAACCUGACGCAGUGAAGGAGAGUGAGUUGGAGGAAGAGAUGGUGUUCCAGGAGUUCAAGCGCUCCUACCUGAAGGGGAUAGUCGCCGAUGACGAGGACGAAGAGGGAAACGUGUCGGGUGGUGACGACAUGGCGCCCAAAGAGAAGUAGAGGAAAGAGUCGACCAGGGUGACGACAGCUGAAACAAAGACAGCUGGGAGUUUGAGUCGCCUCAGAGUUUGUGAUAGAAAAAGAUGAGAUUUAGUUAAAGGACCAUGUCUGUAAUUCUGCAUGUUUCAGCAUCUCGCAGAUGUACUUCACACCACUGUCUCUCGCUGACGCACUGACUGUGAAAACCUACAAGUCAACAGGCGAGAAACUCAGUGAUGAAAUGAUCAGCUUCCUCGAAAACUCCACCAUUGGCUUUUUCCGUUGUGACUGUGACAAAAAUUGCUUUUAGUAGAUUUUGACAUCACAGAGCUGAACACAAGACUUGACAUUUAGCAUUAAGCUGCAAUAAGUGAUUUAGGGGCAGAAAGUCUCCAGCAACUCCCUACAGUUUUACAUUGCAUGUCUGUCUACUUGCAGUGUCUCUAAUUCUGUCAGAUUCUCUGCAACAAACACAUGGCACAAAUAUUUGAUUACAACGUCCCUUUUGAAGAGCGAUCUGAUAUAUUAAGGUUGGUCUUUCUAAGGUAUGCUUGGAAUAUAGGACAACGGUGUUCAUGGUGCCUGUAAACAGUGAGGAAUAUGUGAGACGGAUUUCCUCUUUUUAAAACACUGAUGUGAUGUCAGUGGGAGGCAGAGGAAAAAAAAAAAAAAAGAAUUAUAACUUUCUCUUGCCUCACAGUUUCCUGCAAACACGCAAAACCACAGAUAUGGUCCAAAGGAUCCUUUUAACGUAAUUUGAAAAGAAAAUGUUCAGUGCUUUUGUACUUUUAGUAACGUACAUAGUAUCUGACUCAUGUCCGGAUCUGAAGUAACUUGAGACAUCAUCAGUCCGUUCAUCACCUGUUCUUUUCCUACGACAGGAGAAUGAUGGACGGCAGGAGACGGCAAAGAAGCUGGAGUGUCAUAAUAUUUGAGCUGGGAUUAUGAAUUUUAAAUGUUUAAAAAUGUGAUGAUUAUUAAAAAACAUUCAACUUUACUCUCAGAAAGGACAAAAUCACAAGCUCCUUAUAAAUAAUGAGAAUUAGAGCACAUGAGCGUUGAAACCAGCCGACACAGAUGCCAGACGACGCCGUCGUCAACGCACUGGCUGAGUUUCUUCUCUGCUCAGCUCUGGGGGAAACAGUCAGUUGUUGCAAUCAGCUGAUGAGUUCAGAUUUACCGUAGAAACAUUUGUAUAGAAGGCUGCGUUUUAUUUGGCUUUUAAAGGAGAUGUGAAGCUCUGUGCGACUGUGCAGUUUGAACACCUGUGACAAUAAAAGCUGUUUGAUCCAUUCUUGCAUUA